AAAAAUGGCUCUUGAAAAUACGGUCCAAUUAUCCGAGAAGUACGAAGCAGUUAUGGUUAUCAGUGGAGUGGGGGAUGCACUAGGUUAUAAAAAUGGUUUGUGGGAAUUCUGUUACAGUGGUACUCAAAUUCAUGAAGAACUAGAAAAACUCGGAGGACUUGAUAAAAUUGACAUUAAAGGAUGGAGGGUUAGUGACGACACUGUACUACACAUUGCUACAGCAGAAGCGUUGGAUUCUGAAUGGACAACAAAGGAAGAGUUAUUAAGCAUUAUGGCUACAAAGUACAAGAAGACAUGUGCUGAGGAUAUGUGGGAAAGAGCUCCUGGACAGACCACAACGAAGGCAUGUUUCAUGUCACAACCUCUUGAGAAAAAAGGUUACAUUAUACCAUUUAAUGAACGAGGUGGCGGAUGUGGUGCAGCUAUGAGAUCCAUGUGUAUAGGUUUGAUGUUUCCUUGUGAAGAUCAAAUUGAAAUGUUAAUUGAAAUUGCUGUUGAAAGUGGAAGGAUGACUCAUAAUCACCCCACAGGUUAUCUUGGGGCUGUUACUGCAGCUUUAUUUACAGCCUAUGCUAUACAGAAGAUGGCUCCAAAAAAAUGGGGAGCAGGACUUUUAAGUGUUUUACCCAAAGUUUGGGAAUACAUUCAGAAGGUUGGUAGAUUCCUGGUUUCAAUUGUGCUCUUGUUCUAUGUUUCAUGGUGGAGAUAGUGACAGCACAGGAAUAUUGGCUGCGGCAUGGUGGGGUGGUAUGUAUGGUAUGAAUGGUGUACGCCUUGUAAAUUAUAAGAACCUGGAAUAUGGUCAUAGGCUUAUGGAGCUUGGUAAAAAAUUACUGAAUGUAUCAAAGAAUAUGAACAACUAACAGGAUAGUAUUUAUUUAACAAAAUUCUGUCAUCCCAAUAUACUUUAGUAUGUUUGUAAAUCAUACAAUAAAAAUUACUACUUGGUUA
Xenia sp. Carnegie-2017 is the source of this 951-nucleotide messenger RNA. Its product is annotated as protein ADP-ribosylarginine hydrolase-like. The transcript is spliced from 2 exons. The record is from RefSeq and is a predicted model, not a curated record. The coding region runs from base 5 to 709 and encodes 234 amino acids. Lineage: Eukaryota; Metazoa; Cnidaria; Anthozoa; Malacalcyonacea; Xeniidae.